AUGUAAAAAUCUCAUUCUCCACAGCCUCGUCGUACAAACAGCAAAUAUUCAUCAUUCCCUUUCAAAUUACCGAUCAACAACCUAGCCCUUCCUUCAACCACCAACAACGUGUAGUCUGAUUAGGGUAGAAAGGUGCUAAUACAUGUAGGAUAGCAAUCAAGCAAAAAGAUUAAAUAACUUUUGCAGGUUAAUACAAGGCCAGUUAUAAAUCCAUCAAAAGUUUAAAUUGACAUUGAAAAACUACAAAUCAUUAUGAAUGGGAAAUAUGAGAAAAAUAUCUCAAAUACUUCCUAUUCAUAAUAGGUUGAAAAUACUCUCAAAGAAUUGCGAACCAAAAUAGAUGAAUAGGACAAUCUAAUUAGAUUGCAGGAAUUCAAAAUUAAUAGAUUGCAAUAGGAGCUAGUGUUCUCAAAACAAUAAUAUUAACGCAUGAUGUCAAAAUUUACACAGCUUGAUGGCAAAUAAUACAAUUAUCCGCAAUCAACUAAAUUAACAAAAUCUUAAAUUAGUAUACCAUAAAUUGAGCAAAUGCCUUCGGUAAAUAAAGUACUACAAGUAGAUAACAAGAAGAAAAGAAACAUAAUAGAGAAAAUUUAAGGGCUUGCGUUGGAAAAUAAAAAAUUUAAAGAUGAAGUUCAAAAGAAGUUUAAGGGAGUGCUUCAACUUGUAAAUGAAUUUGCAAUGAGUGUAGUUAGUCAAGCAUCAUCUCUUUACAUUUAACAAAUACAAUCCAUUGAAUCGGUUUUUGAAAUGCAUAACAAUUUUACGAAAAAUGAUUAUCAAGGCAUGAGGGCUUAGUAUGAUAUUUUGAAUAGGGAGAUCUAAUUACUGGAGUAGUAGAGGGAAAUAUUAUAUGAUAAAGUAAUUUCAUUACUUUGA
This is a messenger RNA of Paramecium tetraurelia, 879 nucleotides long. RefSeq lists its product as uncharacterized. NCBI's taxonomy places the organism in Eukaryota, Ciliophora, Oligohymenophorea, Peniculida, Parameciidae. The transcript is spliced from 2 exons. The record is from RefSeq and is a predicted model, not a curated record.